Dichomitus squalens LYAD-421 SS1 is the source of this 228-nucleotide messenger RNA. RefSeq lists its product as uncharacterized. The record is from RefSeq and is a predicted model, not a curated record. The coding region runs from base 1 to 228 and encodes 75 amino acids. The transcript has 3 exons. NCBI's taxonomy places the organism in Eukaryota, Fungi, Basidiomycota, Agaricomycetes, Polyporales, Polyporaceae.
AUGUCGUACAACGCGCUCGCGUUGUCCCGAAUUCUCUUUGUCGUCCGCGUCGUACCCGUCGUCACGGAGUACCCAAUGCUCGAGUUCGUCAAGGAUAGUAAACUCGAGGCUCGCCUGGUCCGGUGUCCAAGAGCCGAUGCUCAGGCGAUAUUCGUUCCAAAUUGGGCUAUGAAGGACGGCUCAUGCCUGUCUCUGAGGCGUUGGUGCUACUGGUCGAUCGAGAAGUAA